Molecule: messenger RNA, 1072 nt
Organism: Fundulus heteroclitus (mummichog)
Lineage: Eukaryota; Metazoa; Chordata; Actinopteri; Cyprinodontiformes; Fundulidae
Gene: orai1b
Product: ORAI calcium release-activated calcium modulator 1b
Exons: 2
Coding region: 395-1066 (223 amino acids)
Biological process (GO): store-operated calcium entry
Cellular component (GO): membrane
Molecular function (GO): store-operated calcium channel activity
Source: RefSeq, a predicted model, not a curated record
AGACGGUGAUUAGCACUCCAGUGUAUAAUAUAGCUCAGUGGUUCAGAGCCAUUUUAGACCUGGGAGAAGCAACUGAGCUGAGCCAAAAGAGUCGGAUCCCGGAACAGAUUCGGAAUUUCCGUCACUAUUUCCUUGCCUAUCGUUACCCUCGUCGCGCGUAGACUUGUGGGUAAUUGAAGGUGCAAAGUAGUUCAGAACGCCGGAGGAAGGCUGUGGGUGGAUUAAAAAAAAAAAAAAAAAAAACAAUAAUAACUUCCGCAGUUGCAGUCAGCAGACGGGCCUAAAUGCUUCCCAGGGAGACGUAGGCCGAACGCUGUUUUCUGUCUUGUGGCGCAAAAGGGUCUCUGAAGAGCUGCGCUACUCGGCCGGCCGGCGUGUUGACGAUUAGCGCAGCAUGAGUCUGAACGAGCAUUCACUCCAAGCCCUGUCCUGGAGGAAGCUGUAUCUGAGUCGAGCCAAACUGAAAGCUUCGAGUAGGACGUCGGCGUUGCUCUCCGGAUUUGCUAUGGUCGCUAUGGUGGAAGUGCAGCUGGACAACAGUUAUCCGUACCCACCUGCUCUGCUCAUCGCCUUCAGCGCCUGCACCACCGUCCUCGUCGCCGUUCACCUGUUCGCCCUGAUGGUCAGCACCUGCAUCCUGCCAAACAUCGAGGCCGUCAGCAACGUGCACAACCUCAACUCCGUGAAGGAGUCGCCACACGAGCGCAUGCACAGACACAUAGAGCUGGCGUGGGCUUUCUCCACCGUCAUCGGCACGCUGCUCUUCCUCGCCGAGGUGGUGCUGCUCUGCUGGGUCAAGUUCCUGCCCAUCAAGCCCGACAAAUCCAACAACAGCACUGUCUCCUCCGGGGUGGCCGCCGCCAUCACCUCCACCUCCAUCAUGGUGCCCUUUGGUUUGAUCUUCAUCGUCUUUGCCGUGCAUUUUUACCGCUCGUUGGUCAGCCACAAGACUGACAGACAGUUCCAGGAGCUGGAGGAGCUGUCCAACCUCACCAGGCUUCAAAACGAGCUCGACAACCGGGGGGACUCCUCCAUCUUGCAGUCGCCAGGCUCGCAGUACCCAUAAGACAGG